Molecule: messenger RNA, 1230 nt
Organism: Phasianus colchicus (ring-necked pheasant)
Lineage: Eukaryota; Metazoa; Chordata; Aves; Galliformes; Phasianidae
Gene: SLC10A2
Product: solute carrier family 10 member 2
Biological process (GO): bile acid and bile salt transport
Cellular component (GO): apical plasma membrane
Molecular function (GO): bile acid:sodium symporter activity
Source: RefSeq, a predicted model, not a curated record
AUGCAGGCUUACUUACUUUCUCGGCAUUUUAACACCAAGUUGCUGGACAACUCCACAGCUUGUCCAGCUGUGGACAACUCCACAGCUUGUCCAGAAAAUGCUACUAUUUGCAGUGGUACAUCUUGUGUGUUACCAGAAGAUAAUUUUAACCAGACUUUGAGUGUAGUUUUAAGUACUGUUCUAACAAUCAUGCUGGCUUUGGUGAUGUUCUCCAUGGGUUGCAAUGUGGAAAUUAAAAAAUUUUUGCACCACAUAAAAAGACCCUGGGGUAUUUUUGUGGGCUUCCUCUGUCAGUUUGGAAUUAUGCCUCUCACAGCCUUCUUGCUGUCACUGGUCUUUAAUGUGCUUCCUAUUCAAGCUGUUGUGGUGAUGAUCAUGGGAUGCUGUCCAGGAGGCACAGCCUCUAAUAUCAUCGCCUACUGGGUGGAUGGUGACAUGGACCUAAGCAUCAGCAUGACAACAUGCUCCACACUUCUUGCAAUGGGGAUGAUGCCACUCUGUCUUUUUGUUUAUACUAAGACGUGGACUGAUUCUGAUGCAAUUGUACUCCCCUAUGACAGCAUUGGAAUUUCACUGGUAGCUCUUGUAGUUCCUGUUUCAGUUGGAGUAUUUGUUAACCAUAAAUGGCCCAGUAAAGCAAAAAUAAUACUUAAGGUUGGUUCCAUAGCGGGAGCAAUUCUCAUUGUCAUCAUUGCUGUGGUUGGGGGAAUACUCUACAAAGGCUCAUGGAUUAUCACACCUAAGCUAUGGAUCAUUGGUACCAUAUUUCCAGCAGCUGGCUAUUCUUUGGGAUUCUUUCUGGCUCGUCUCGCUGGUCUGUCUUGGAGCAGAUGUCGUACGGUCUCUCUGGAAACAGGCAUGCAAAACACUCAGCUAUGUUCAACAAUUGUACAGCUCUCCUUCAGCCCUGAACAACUUGAACUGAUGUUUACUUUCCCACUCAUCUACAGCAUUUUCCAGCUGUUGUUUGCACUAAUGAUUUUAGCAGGCUACCGUGUUUACAUAAAACACUGUGUCAAAACUAAUACGGACGUUGAGAAAACAGAAGAAAGAGAUGAUUCUAAAUCAAUUUCGUCACGUGCUAAAGAAAAUGGAGGAUUUGUAUCAGACGAGACAAAAUAGCCAAUGCCCUCUCUGUUUCAACCAGCUGAAAAGAUGAAAGAUAUAUGGUUUACUUAAAACUUGUUUUCAGAUGCUAUUGCUUUAUAUUUUUGCUAAAUAUUUAGCAAA